Molecule: messenger RNA, 1387 nt
Organism: Lemur catta (Ring-tailed lemur)
Lineage: Eukaryota; Metazoa; Chordata; Mammalia; Primates; Lemuridae
Product: spindlin-2
Exons: 2
Coding region: 449-1225 (258 amino acids)
Biological process (GO): gamete generation; regulation of DNA-templated transcription
Cellular component (GO): nucleoplasm; cytosol
Source: RefSeq, a predicted model, not a curated record
CAGAGGACCUACAAGACAAGAAAGGCAGGUUGCUCCGUGUUUAGCAAGAAGGGGAGCCAUGAAGACAAACAGAAAACAAAGACCCUAGUCCUACACGGAAAGAGGAAGCAGACUACAACAGCAGCCGCAGCCGCGGAUAGUGGAAGUCCAAUGUGGCAGAGGGGUCGCCGACACAGAGAGGGAAACAGAGGGAAUACAAGCCAAGCACUGGGGACGCCGCCAACACCAGCGGUCCUUUGCCUGCCUCACAGCCCUUCUAGACACGCUGCUUGCCUACGGAUCCUACCUUCCCAACUCUUGCAAGCACUCACUCGACUGGUCGCGUACUGAUCCCCCUUUGCCAUAGGCGCACAGGGGGAGGCAGCAGCAAGGUGUCCGAUUCCAGGAUUCCAGCACUUGAGGCCCGCGAUCCCAGCCGGAGGACGCCAGGCAGGGCAAGGCCAUUGGCAUGAAGACCCCCAACGCACAGGAGGCCGAAGGGCAACAAACUAGGGCAGCUGUGGGACGGGCCACUGGGUCUGCAAACUUGACAAAGAAAAAAGCCUCCCAAAAGAAGCAGAGGGGCAGACCUUCCUCCCAGCCCCGCAGGAACAUCGUGGGCUGCAGAAUUUCUCACGGAUGGAAAGAAGGAGAUGAGCCAGUCACCCAGUGGAAAGGAACCGUUUUAGAUCAGGUGCCUAUAAAUCCCUCCCUUUAUCUGGUGAAAUAUGAUGGAAUUGACUGUGUCUAUGGACUGGAACUUCACAGAGAUGAAAGGGUUUUGUCUCUAAAAAUUCUUUCCGACAGGGUGGCGUCAUCUCAAGUUAGUGAUGCCAACCUUGCAAAUACCAUAAUUGGCAAAGCAGUGGAACAUAUGUUUGAGGGUGAGCAUGGUUCUAAGGAUGAAUGGAGGGGGAUGGUGUUAGCCCAAGCACCUAUCAUGAAAGCCUGGUUUUAUAUUACCUAUGAGAAAGAUCCUGUCUUGUACAUGUACCAGCUUCUAGAUGAUUUUAAAGAAGGUGACCUCCGCCUUAUGCCAGAAUCCAGUGAGUCUCCUCCAGCAGAGAGAGAGCCAGGAGUUGUAGAUGGCCUGAUAGGUAAGCAUGUGGAAUAUACCAAAGAAGACGGCUCCAAAAGGAUCGGCAUGGUCAUUCACCAAGUGGAAGCCAAACCCUCUGUGUAUUUCAUCAAGUUUGAAGAUGAUUUUCAUAUCUAUGUCUAUGAUUUGGUGAAAAAGUCCUGUUAGGGUAAAAUUUGCCACAUUUGUGGAAACAAACGUAUAAUUUGUAGACACACAAAAAAUGUUGCUUUUCAGUGUAUUGAAAGCUUAAGGGUCCCUGAUAACCCAACAUCUUUGCCAGCAUAACUGUUGUUUUGUUCUAAAAAAUACAAAUUUAUGUGGACAUGA